AUGCGUACGUUCAAGAGUGAAGCGAGUGGCGUGUCGGGAGGCGAGUUGUUGUCUGUGCUGAUCCGGCCGGACGGCAGCCAGACGAAGUUGGACAAUUGUUUGGCACAGGUGGUUACGAUACGCACGGGCGGUGGUGGUGAGGUGACGGCUUUGGUGUUGGCGCCUAAGAAGGCGUUUCAGGUGGGGCUGGGGUCUGUCGGCGAGCGAAUGUCGCCGACGGAGACGACGACGAUGGUGGAGGGCGAGAACUACGACUGGUUCGAGCAGUGGGACCGGAUGAUGGUGUGGCGUCCGAAGGAGGGGCCUCCGAGCGAUGAUCGGGCGGAGGCGGCGCUUCUGACCGCGCUGCGGCGUCAGCUGCAGCGCAGGGGACCGCGGAACAAGCCCGAGGCGGUUGACGCGUUGUGUCGCGAUGUCUUUGGGGAACACCUGCGCGACCUGCGCGACCUGCACGCCAUCCUGGACGGGAAUGGUGAGAUGCAGGAGGAGAUGGACGAUGUCACCGUGGCAGUAGCGCGGCCGAUAGACCCGUCGGAGAUGGCGGAGCUCUCGGCCCGGGUUCCCAAGGACUGGAUGCCGGUGCUGGAAAGGUCGGCCGGGGGGAAGACUGCAGAGUGGACGACUGCGGGUUGGACCGGCGGCGGAAACCUGGAGGCUGCACAGGCGAGGGCCGAACGCAAAACGAAGCGUCGUUGGUGCUUGGCCAUGGGCGCCGCGGGGGUAGGCGCUACUGUCAUAUUUCUCGGGAACCUCCUUUUGCGACCCUCGAAGUUGGCGCAGAUGGGGGCGACAGAAGAACACCCCGCGUUGCCGGGGAUGCCCGCAGAGUUGAGAGACAAGAGGGCCCUCUGGACGGUCGGCAACCCCCCCCCGGUGACGAUCUGCAGCAGCGGCCUCCUGCUCUGCGGUGAUCAGUGCGGCGACUCGCCUGCCGGCAUCUUGCCAAUCGCCUUCGGCGAACCCUGGCCCGUCACUUUCCCGCUGGCCUGGAACGUGGCUCGGGCUACAGGCAAACAGUGCCGUAUCAACUGCAACACGGACCAGGAAACAGAGACAGCUUUACACACACGACUCAUAUCACACUUCCCGCUACAAACUUCUUUCAACGCGACCAUGUCGCACGAGCAGCACGGCGUAGAGAUUUUCAAGGCACUGAGUAAUCACCGCUGCUUCGGUCGAAACAUGUCGUGGCAAAAGGCAAGCAACGACAGCGCCGACUGCGGCGUCUGCGAUGUGGCCUUCGCCACCUGCCAAGUGGUUGCUAAAAAGAUCCAGAAAGGUCACGACGCCACACUUGUCGACUUUGAAGCGCCCAUGACCAGGAUUACCGGUGCCUUCGCUGACUACCCAGAAGACGUCUACGAGGUCAGUCAUUGUAGUUACGACUGUUGGAAUUUGAGUCCAGAAGCCAGACAGAUCGCAGAAGCUAACAAAGUCGCAGCAGCCGACCACCAGAAGUCGCUUAUGGCGACAACCACCGAGCGGACCACUGCCCACAAGCGUUCCCGUGCCCCCAAGCGCAAGCGUGCCCGUGCCCGCAAGCGUACCACCCCAGCCUCCCGCACUAAGUCACCAGAAUUUAACCACAUACUUCUGGGUUCUGGUCGAGUGAUCUUCUGA
This is a messenger RNA of Gregarina niphandrodes, 1620 nucleotides long. RefSeq names its product putative transmembrane protein. NCBI's taxonomy places the organism in Eukaryota, Apicomplexa, Conoidasida, Eugregarinorida, Gregarinidae. The coding region runs from base 1 to 1620 and encodes 539 amino acids. The record is from RefSeq and is a predicted model, not a curated record. The transcript has a single exon.